Gryllus bimaculatus (two-spotted cricket) is the source of this 3253-nucleotide messenger RNA. NCBI's taxonomy places the organism in Eukaryota, Metazoa, Arthropoda, Insecta, Orthoptera, Gryllidae. The record is from the annotation of a GenBank genome assembly.
ACAGGGCUUGCCACUCAACAUUCCCGCCAACACGCAUUUCAUUCUGGUCAGGCAGGGGAACACUGUCUGACAUCUGUUGCAAUAUUGUAAUACUCUUUGGCGCGAUCUUUGUAAUUCACUCCAUUGUACUUGCUGGGAAGAUUUCUCACUCAUUCUACUGUAUACCAGGCAGUUCAGUGACAAAGUAUUGCGUUUCAAGAUUUCGGAGUGUUGAAAUUCUCGUAUUUAUGUAAAGAUGGUUAUGAAGAUAAAUUGCAGACGUUCAGAACUUAAUUUAUUAUGUACGCUUUCUGGAGGACAAAGUUUCAGGUGGCGAGAAGAAAAUGGCAAAUGGAUCGGAGGAUUUGCUGAAAGGAUCUGGAUUUUACAUCAGGAGGAUGAUUUUGUUUUUUAUGAAGUGUAUGAAAAAUCCAGCCAGGGUGAAGGGAGGAAAAACGAUAAAAUUAUAAAUUAUUUAAAGAAGUCAUCUGAUACAGAGUCAACAAAUGCACUUUUGACGAGAUACUUUCGUCUGAAUGAUAUAAAUUUGGAGAAAUCUUACGACGAAUGGAGUUCCAGAGACAAACAUUUCAAAGAUGUCUGUAGCAACUUUCGUGGCAUUCGAAUAUUGGAUCAGGAUCCAGUGGAAAAUGUAUUUUCUUUUAUUUGCUCUUCUAACAACAAUAUAAGUAGAAUUUCAUCUAUGGUGCAGAAAAUGUGUUCUUUAUUUGGUGAAGAAAUCAGUGUAAACGGAAAGAAAUACUAUGACUUUCCAAGUGUGUCAUCGUUAGCUGAUCCUGUUGUUGAGAAACAACUUCGAUCGGCAGGGUUUGGUUAUCGUGCUCAAUAUGUGCAUCAGUCCGCUGUUAAACUCACCGAACUUGGUGGCGAAAAAUGGUUAGAGAACUUAAAGAGCCUCUCCUAUGACGAUGCUAGGCAACAGUUGAUGCUUCUUCCAGGGGUAGGAGCAAAGGUGGCCGAUUGUGUGUGCCUGAUGUCGUUAGGGUUCUUAGGAGCAGUUCCCGUGGAUACCCAUAUAUUUCAAGUAGCUGCUCAGUGGUACUUACCCUCUCUCCGAAAUUCUAAAACAGUAACUCCACGUAUUCACAAAGAAGUCGGAGACUUCUUUCGCCAAUUGUAUGGUCCAUAUGCUGGUUGGGCCCAUACGAUUCUAUUCUGCUCUAGCCUAAAAACGUUUGCUGCACCAACAAAACGAAAGUCCAUUGAAGAAAGCAAGAAAAAACAAACAAAAAAGAAAAUUAUGUAAUUUCUUUCUCCCAAACCAUAUAUUCACCAAUACUGUUCAAGAAGAAAUCAAAUUGUACUUAUUUUUAUUUUGGAUAUUUUAAUCAUGUUUCUGUGAUUUUAUUGUGAAUGAAUUAAAACUGAAAUGAUAUAGGCCACUUGGGCCCAGGGGAAGUGAAAUUGUGCGAAUGUGUAGUAAUUUGAACUAAGCAAAUGCAUGAUCUUGUAUAAUACAUACUAAGAGCUCUUCUGAAUAUAAAUUUACCUACAAUUUACAUUCACACUAUGUGUACAUAAUAUACGAAAAUAUCUUAGAGUAGCGUAUCCGACAUCUAAAACUGAACCCAAGGGUACGGUGCCUCGAUGCAACAAUGCCACAUCGCCUAAAAUCAUACCUAUUCUUACAUUGUCAAGCCACAAUGGACAUUUCUGUCCAUAUUCGAAAACGAAAUCCAGAUUCACGUACAUAUUUUAGUCAUAUUACAGAAGUAUCUUAAUUACUCUUCACUUUCUACCUAUUUGUAAUAAAUUUUCCCCUUAUAUUUAUUGGAAAUGUAUAUCUCAACUCCAUACUGUAAAUAGGCUAUGUGAACAUAUAAUUCCUCAGUAUCAAACCACUAAUUUUGAUGUGUACUAUUUUUAAAAAUUUUUCAAGAACAUUAACAAAAUUUAACUUGAUGCUUAAGUCUUCCGUAUGCUUAUUGUAUGAGAAGUCUCGAUUUCAUAUUCAAGAUGAUAAAAUAGAAUGACGAAAGACAAAUACUUGAAACAAUGGCUGAAGAAUACUAAAGACUGGUGAAAUACGAAGACGCGAGACGGGCGACGAAUUUCGGAGACGAGAGGGAUGAAUUGGAAGACUAAAUGUUGGUAGUGGGAAUGUGCCUUUCCUGAGUCAGAUCCGGUUAUAAGUCGUCACACAUCCGGUAAUAAGUUAUAUAUCCGAUGUAAUAGCGACGGGUGCAGGAGCGAGCUAAAGUAAGUCAUGAGUGAGGGUGACUUAAGCGUGCGAUAAGACGUCAUAUUUGGUGUGAAGUCGGAACAGGAAUAAGUUAGUGUGGGACAAUGAGCUCUGACCCCUAGCUGGGGUGCUGGGAGUGUGCGAUAAGAAGACUCAUUCUGGAGGUCAUAAAACGUCUCCCAUUCCGGGCCCCUAUCGGUUUGACGACAGGGCUGAAAACUCGGACAAUUGUUUUGGACAAUGGAGUGGCGUUGACAUGGAAAAAAAGAGUGCAAGAAGGGACUGGCGCCUUGCUCCGUCACGCCUGCGGGUGUUGUAGAUGUCAUUGAGAACUGAAGCUUUCAAUGAGAGGACAUGCUACCAAAAAUUUCAAAGAGGUAAAAAGUCCCAACUUUUCGUGGAGACGAAUCUCGUAAUCGUGUUGAAUUACGUUCAAGCAGUCGUAGUUGCAUUCUGCCGAGGUUUAUAUGUGAAAAUUCCAGACAUAACCGCUCCCGUUUUGCAUCACUUCGGGAAUGUUACAGCAAAGAGACGUUGGUGUUGCAACCUUGAUGAGCAGCCUCACGAAAACGAUCCGGAAGUGGUCGUGAUCUAUUAUAUGAAUUCAAUUUGAAAAGUAAAGCCCCUUACAAACAUGUCGGAAUAUUGAAAUUAAAUUUUGUCUUCCCACGUGACGCGAGGAGCUGGAUGGUCCAAAAGAAAUUCCUAAUCUUUCGCAAUCCCUUCAAUGUACUGUAACAAUUAGAAGCAAUAUUGCGAUCGCGAUGGGAGCGUGCUUCGUCAAAAUCACAUACAUCUUGAAGACUGAAAAGGAAUCGUGAAUUUGGUACGCUGGAAGGUAGGAUUCGCUUAGCAUUGAUUCACACGAGAUGGGAGCUUUAAGAGCUUCAAAAUCCACUUACACAUGCAUCGGGCAUUCGACGUCUACUGCCGCGCGUAGUUUCUGACGUGAAUGUAUUGUUCUAGUCUAGACAUCGUUAUCAAACGUGUGGGUGAUACGAAAAACAAUCAGCGCAUGAGCCUAGUUCUUUUAAUGGUGUUUUCGAAUUACAUUUAAACACCAGUUGUAAG